Molecule: messenger RNA, 1272 nt
Organism: Cuscuta campestris
Lineage: Eukaryota; Viridiplantae; Streptophyta; Magnoliopsida; Solanales; Convolvulaceae
Source: the annotation of a GenBank genome assembly
GUAGAAGGAAUGCUCCCUGGAAAUGUCUUCCUUGCACGAUGCACAGAAGCCGGGACAAGAUGCCGACCUUGAGCCGCCAGUCAUCGCCGUCGUCGGAAUCCAUGGCUGCUGCCGGAAUAGUUGCCGUCGGACUGCCGGAAUUGUCAUCGCCGACCUAGGGUCGGAACCCUAGGUCGGGCUCUGCUCUGCUCUCUGUUUUUGUCUCCGUAUCCGCCCGAUAAGAGAUGGGAACGCUCCCGCCGCCGCCGCCGGCGGACUUCAACUUCGACAGUGCAUGCAACACCCCUUACAUCAGUGCUCCUUCCAGUCCUCGGCGUUUUGCUACCGCCGGCGCAUCUCCGGAGGAAGAAGAAGAUAUCAUCUGUGAUGAUUUUGAUUUUGAAUUUAGCGGGCCGCUUGGGAAGACUUAUUUUUCGGCCGCCGACGAGCUCUUCGACUCCGGCAAGAUUAAACCUCUGAAGCCUCAAUCUCAGCCGCACCACAACAGAGAAUCUCCGGCGGCGGAAUCGGGGCUCGGGGAAGAGAGCCGGCGACGAAGAGGAAGGGAGCCUCGUCCUUCGGUUAAUCCUCGUCACAAAUCGACGAGAUCUCUGUCUCCGUUCCGGGUGUCGGAUUUGCUAUUCGACCACCAGAAACAGAGCACCGCCGGGGAGAAUAUAAAUUCCCCUGUUUCUCCGCCCCCCUCCUUUCUCUCAACGGUUUUCUCGGGGAAAUGGAAACUGAAAGAUCUGUUUCUGUUCAGAAGCGCGUCGGAAGGACGGGCGAGUAGCGCCACGCAGGCGAUGAAGAAAUACACGGCCGCGGCGGCGGAGGAAGAGGACGGAUCUUCAGGGUCGUCGAUCUCGAGGAGACGGAGGAGGAGGCCGGCGGCGGCGGAGAGUCACGAGCUGCGGCAUUACACGAUGCGGCGGACGACGGUGUCGGAGGAGCUCAAGAGGAAGACUUCCUUGCCGUACAAGCAAGGGCUAUUGGGCUGUUUGGGCCUCUAUAAUCAGUCGGCCCAUUACGACUUUUCCGUCAGAGGUAGUACCCGUAGUAGUUUUGCUUAUACGUCUAUGCCCGAUCGCUAGCCACCUCCUAAGUCCUAAUAGGGAGUAUUAAAUAAAAUACAUUAUUUAAUUUUAUUUUAUUUUAAAAUAAAUAUAAAGCUUUAAAAUAAAAUUUAUUAUUCAAAAUUAGUUAAAAAACAAUUUUAAAACCAAAGGUGAUAUGAUUAUGUUAUUUAAUUACAUUAUAGACAAAAAUAUUCAAAAUUAAAAGAUACUCGGUAGG